AUGGCUUCUACCACCGGCAUCAACGACUGGGAGACGUACCUCAAGGGGCUGACGCCAUGUCGGUUUCCACGAUUUGGUCGCGUCUCCGACGACAUGCCAGCUCCAUCCCGACAGACCUCGUCGGUCUGGGUGGAUGUUGAGCAAGCAGAAAAGUUGCGGGAGCUAUCCACCACGGACCCGGACGAGUUCGCUACCGUUAUCCAAACAGCAUGGGCGUUGUUGUUGCGGUGCUACACCGGCCAAGACGACGUCAACUUCGAAUUCCAACGCGGCGGCGGAGGCGGUACCCGGGAACCCACCGUCGCCCGCUUUCUUCUGGACGACACCGAGGCCGUCCUCCGGACGGUGGAACACGCCAAGGCGGAGAACUUCGGCGAUCUUCACCGGGUUCCACCCCGGCUCCUCCGAACCGGAAGCUCGGAUCUGUCAAUUUUUGACACGUCUGUGGUGUUGUGGAGCUUCACAGCCGGAUCGACACCAUGCCCUGUUUUGACACCGGAACAUCACAAGAUUCGGCUGUUAGCAAAGCGCGGCCAGUCCAGCUUGAGCUUGUUUCUUGAAUGGAGUAGCAGCCAUCUCGGCAUGUCUGCCGCACAGGGUGCACUGGUGGCUAGCACGUUGGACAAAAUCCUGUCCGGCAUUGUCACGAGUUCCCCUGAAACUCCCGUGAGUUCAUUGGACUGCAUGAGCCAAAAUAACUUGGACCGUGUUCGCGAGUGGAACGACAGCUACUCGAUCCAGCCGGUAGAGCGCUGUGUCCAUGAUGUGAUUGCGGACAGGGUGCUGGAGCAACCUGAGGCUGAGGCUGUUUGUGCCUGGGACGGCUCACUCAGCUAUCACGAGUUGGAUGCUGCGACGAGUACUCUGGCCUCCUGGCUGGGCACCGUGAUCGAACACCAAGCCUUCUGCUCUAGUGCCAAGGCGCAUGGCCCGGCCCUUCGCAUUGAUGGCACUUGUCGGGUCUUGCAGUUUGCAGCCCACACCUUCGACGCCAGCCUGGUCGAAAUCCUCACGCCGCUGAUGGUGGGAGCCACUGUCUGCAUCCCUGACGAGCAUGAGCGGCUCAACGACCUUGCUGGUGCCAUGAACCGCAUGCGCGUUGAUCACGCCGUGCUUACUCCCUCCUUCAUCAACUUUCUCACUCCAUCCACAGUUCCCAGGUUGCGCAGGCUUGUCCUGGCUGGUGAGGCCAUGUCACGCUCUCACGUCACCACCUGGUCGCACAUUGAGCUCGUCAACGGCUACGGGCCGGCUGAGAGCUCUGUCGCAGCUGUGGUCAACCCCAAUGUCGGACCCCAAACCGAGGCCACCGACAUCGGCUUACCUUGUGGAGUGCGAGUUUGGCUGGUCGAUCCCACCGAUUAUGAUCGCCUGGUCCCCGUUGGUUGUGUGGGCGAGAUGCUCCUCGAGGGCCCAAGCUUGGCAAGGGGUUACUUGAAUGACGCCGCUAAAACAGAGGAGAGCUUCAUCUUCAGCCCGGCAUGGGCUCAGGAUGCGGACAAUGCGCCUCGUCGCUUCUACAAAACGGGAGACUUGGCCCGCUACAACUCGGCCUCUGGCUCUUUCAACUACAUCGGGAGAAAGGACACCCAGAUCAAGCUUCACGGCCAGCGUAUUGAGCUCGGCGAAAUUGAGCACCACCUUGCCGUCGAUGAGGACGUACAACACGCCAUGGUCCUCCUUCCCAAGAAGGGGGCAUUGGAAAAGCGCCUGAUUACCAUCCUCUCACUGUCGGGGCUCACGGUUGCUUCCGCCGACAACCAACAGCCGGGAGCUACUGCCUUGAGUUUGACCGGGAACCCGGCGGCGACCGAACCUAUUCUGGAACGUAUCCGCACACGCCUCAGCGCCCGACUUCCUGCAUACAUGGUCCCGUCUACUUGGCUGUGCGUCGAUGCCAUUCCCAUGCUGGCUUCUCGCAAGAUGGACCGCAAAACCGUUGCCACCUGGAUCGAAACCACGCUUACCGCCGAACAAUGUCAGGAGGUGAUCAGGGAGCAGCAUGCCGCGAAGACCAAAACCACGUCUGGCGGUGCCAAAGCCAACAGCACCCCACUGACCGAGGUUGAGGGCAAGCUCCGUGACAUCUGGAGCCUGGUCCUUAACUUCCCAGCCGACGACAUCGACCCCGAUGACCGUAGCUUCCUCAGCUUGGGCGGCGAUUCUAUUUCGGCUAUGGCCUGCGCGAGCCACGCCAAGAAGGCACGGCUCGGCGUAUCGGUGCAAGAUGUUCUCAAGGCCAAAUCCUUGAGGCAGCUAGCUGCCGUAGCCAAAAUGUUGAGCCAACCAAACGAGAGCCAAGUUGACGGGGAAGAUGAAAUCGAAAAGGGGGUGCUCAAAGUGCCCUUCGAUCUCACGCCGAUCCAGCAGCUACACUUCGAAGUUCGAGGCGGGGCUCACGGCGAUGGGCACUUCAACCAGAGCUUCUGUCUGCGUCUCGCCCGCCGUGUGGGGGUGACUGCUGUCCAAAAUGCAAUCCAGUCUGUGGUCAAGCGCCACGCCAUGCUCCGGGCUCGCUUCGAACGGAGUGAGGACGGAGAGUGGAAGCAGUUCAUCACGCCGGAUGUGGAUGGGUCGUAUCGUCUCCGGACUCAUACCAUAGCCACCCGCGUUGAAGCUGACGCCGGCAUCGCGAGCGCGCAGGGCUGCCUAGAUGCGCGUUCUGGUCCUUUGUUUGCCGCAGAGCUAUUUGAUGUGCAAGACAAGGGCGACCAAAUGCUCUUCAUGACAGCUCACCACCUCGUCAUCGACCUGGUUUCAUGGCGUGUAGUCAUGGAAGAGAUCGAGGAGCUCCUUGAGAACCCCUCAGCGGCGGCUGUUUAUCGAUCACUACCGUUCCGACAGUGGGCAGCACUGCAGACCGACGACUGCACAGGGAGAACUCUUAAGCAGGUCCUCCCGUUUGCCGACCAAGUCCCAGAUCCCCAGUUUGCUUAUUGGGGAAUGGGGAACCGGGACAACUUGUAUGGCGAUGUGGCAUGCCAGGGAUUUGACCUCGACGUCGCCACUACCGACAUUCUCGUCAACGACUGCAAUUCUCCUUUCCGCACUGAGACCGUUGACUUACUCCUGGCAUCGCUCAUUUGGUCCUUCCAAGCCACAUUUUCCGACCGCGCACCACCAGCCAUCUUCAAUGAGGGCCAUGGUCGCGAACCCCCCAACGAAGAAAUCGACAUUGCCCGCACCGUUGGCUGGUUCACGACACUGUUCCCCGUCGCACUCGCUUCACCCGCCACAUUCACCGAGGCGCUCAUCCAAACCAAGGACCUCCGCCGGCGUGUACCGGGCAACGGACGACACUACUUCGCCGCCAGAUUCCACACUCCCGAGGGCCGAGAACAAUGGGCUCGCCGGCACAAGGACAUGGAAGUGUCGUUCAACUUCCUCGGCCGCUACCAGCAGCUCGAGCGCAAAAGUGCCCUGUUCCAGCCCGCCGAGGGUGCCCUCAUGGCUGGUGAGGCACAUCCCGGCAGCCCAACGGCCGACUUUGGAAGCAAGGCACCGCGGUUUUCUCUGUUUGAGAUUUCUGCCGUCAUUAUCCAAGGUGCGUUGCGGUUCGGGUUUGCCUGGAAUGGUAACAUGCAGCACCAGGACCGGAUUUGCGAGUGGGUUGCCAACUGCCGAGGGGUGUUGGCGAAUGCUGCUGCGACGCUGCCAUCUAUGGGGACCAGGAUCACAGCCAGUGACCUCACAUUGCUUCCUGACCUCACACCCACGGAUUUGAAAGCGUUUGAGGACACCACACUGCCGGCUCUUGCCAAGGAACGGGGUUGGGAUGCAAUCGAGGAGAUUUAUCCCGCCUCGCCCAUCCAACAGGGGCUGUUGCUGAGUCGAACCAAAGACGGGAAUUUCUAUGCCGUGCGUAGAACCUUCCAAGUCAAGCUUAACGGCGAAGGCAACAAGACCGUGGAUGUUCAGCGUGUGGUGCAGGCUUGGAAGGACGUUGUCCGUCACCAUGCACUCCUCCGCACCAUCUUCGUCGACGCUAUCAGCCAAACUCGGGCUGGUAGCUACGACCAGGUGGUCUUGAAAGACGUUGAACCCCCAAUGGUCGUACGUAAAUGUCCGGAUGGCGCCGACAUGUCCAGCCUCGUCGACAACCUAGAGCUAGUGGAAUACCGAAACGACGCACCACAACACCGAUUCUCCGUCUCCCACAACCGCGAGGGCGUCGUUUGCACCCUGGAGAUGAGCCACGCCAUCAUGGACGGCGCUUCCAUGGAUAUCCUCCUGCGCGACCUCGGCCGCGCUUACCAAGGGGGUCUCCAGCAUGUCGAAAAGCCGCGGUUCAGCCCCUUCGUCGCCAGCCUGCAGCAGCGCAACCUCGAGGCAGAUGUGGCAUUCUGGAAAACCCAUCUUUCCGGUUUAGAGGCAUGCCACUUCCCCACCCUCAACGACGGCAUCAAUAUUCCCGAGACGGAGAGAAAAAUGUGUACUCUCCGUGUCGACGUCCCUGGCUUGGCCGCGCUGCAGACAUUCUGUAGCGGGGCGGGGUUCACCCUGCCCAACGCCUUCCAUGCUGCUUGGGCUUUGACACUGGCGUUGUACACUGGCACCGAUGAUGUAUGCUUCGGCUAUCUUGUCUCAGGGCGCGAUGCCGCGCUUGAGGGCUCAGAGGAUGCUGUCGGCCCCUUCAUCAACAUGGCCACCCAACGCAUCAAGUUCGCUGGUGAAGGAGAUGACCAGUUCUCUCUUCUUCGCCUGCUUGAGGCGGUGCAGAAGGACCAGCUUGAUAGUAUGCCGUAUGCCCAAACUUCGCUAGCUGAAGUGCAGCAUGCUCUCAACGUGCCGGGUGGGAUGGCUCUGUUCAACACGUGUAUCUCGUACCGUCGUCGCCAACCGAAGACGGAUACGGCAGAGAGUUCGCUUGUCUGUGAAGACCUGGGAGCUCUUCACGACCCGACGGAAUACCCCAUUUCACUCAACGUUGAGAUCGACGACGAGGGAGGCGCCGUCAUUGACCUCGAUUACUGGGCGGAUGAGGUGGCCCCGGCCCAAGCACAGCAUGUUGCCGCGGCCUUUUUGCAAGCCUUGCGCAACAUUGCUGAGAAUCCCGAAACACCCCUCUCGCAGCUAGAUAACGUCCACAGCACCAGCAAGGAGCACGUCUGGGCCUGGAACGCCAAGAUGCCGGCCACCACCGCCGACUGCGUACACCGCAUGGUGGAGAAGCAGGUGGCUCUCCGUCCCCAGUCCCAAGCUAUCCGUGGUUGGGACGGCGACUUCACGUACGAGGAGAUGAACAACCUGGCCAAUCGCCUGGCACGUUACCUUGUCGACUUUGGAGUCGGCCCCGAGACAUUGGUACCUGUGUGCUUCGACAAGUCUGCCUGGACAACCAUCUCCAUGCUUGCCGUCAUGAAGGCAGGUGGUGGAGUGGUACCUCUUGAUGCCACUCACCCUGCGUCAGCACUGGAAGGCAAGGUGGUUGAUGCCGGCGCCCAGGUCGUGGUUGCAUCAGAGUCCAGGGCCAUGAUGUUCGAGGCUAUGGUGCCAUACGUGGUGGCCGUCGGUCCCACCCUGUUGUCUCAACUCCCUGCCUCAGCCGACAACGGAGAUAUCCAGUCGGGAGUCACACCCGAAAACCCCGCCUUCAUCAUGUUUACUUCCGGCAGCACCGGCAAGCCCAAGGGCGUUGUUCUUUGCCACGACGCCCUCGUUUCGAGCUGUCUGGCGCACGGUUCCGCUCUUGAUCUCGGUCCCCAUACCCGCUUUCUCCAGUUCGCCGCACACACUUUCGACAACAGCAUCGAGGAGAUGUUCACAAAUCUUAUCCACGGCGGCUGUGUGUGUGUACCGUCGGACGUGGACCGCCUUGGUGAUCUACCUGGAGCUAUCGACAGACUUGACGCCAACUUCAUGGACCUCACCCCGACGGUGGCGGCAAUGCUGCGGCCUGAGCAGGUGCCCAAGAUUAAGGGCAUGGCUGUUGGCGGUGAGGCCCUGACCCGCGAGGUGCUCGAUAUCUGGGGCGGCGUCAUUCCUGUGCACAACCAGUACGGACCGAGCGAAUGUUGCAUCAAUUCGGCACACAAGCUCCAUCUCGACAAGAACGGCGACGUUGGCAGCAUCGGAACCAAUGUUGGUAGUGUCUCGUGGGUGGUUGAUCCCAAGAACCACGAUCGCCUCGUGCCCGUUGGGUGCGUGGGCGAGCUUCUGAUCGAGGGUCCCAUCCUUGGCCGAGGCUACCUCAAUAAGCCCGUCGAGACGGCCAGAGCCUUUAUCGAGAUGCCAAAGUGGGCGCCCGAAGACCCUCACCACCAAGAGAGGGGCAAACGGAGGAUGUACAAGACAGGCGAUCUGGUGCGGUACAAUUCCGACGGCGCGCUCAUCUAUCUCGGGCGCAAGGACACCCAGGUCAAACUCCACGGUCAGCGGAUUGAGCUGGGUGAGAUCGAGCAUCACGUCAAGCGCAACCUGCCGUCUGCUGCACAGUCCUCGGUUGAGCUCGUAGUUCCUGCGCAGUCCAAGAAAGCGUUGGCGGUUUUCGUCUGUCUCUCGUCUUCCCAGACCGAUGAGGAGGUCCGAAUCCUCCCCAUGGACGCAGCAUUUCAGUCGCUAGCUCAGGGCAUCGUGGGGGCUAUGAGCAGUCAGGUCGCUUCCUACAUGGUGCCCCGAUUGUUCUUCCCUGUCUCCCGGAUGCCACUCACCUCAUCGGGCAAACUUGACCGGCGGUCAUUGCGGACCAUGGCGCAGGCAUUGCCCAAUACUGUCGACUAUCGCCUGGGGACCGAGACCUCCGGUGGACGUGCGCCAGAGACGCCAAUCGAGAUGGACCUCCAGGAACUGUGGGCAGCGGUGCUCAAUGUGGCUGCCAGCUCCAUCACCGCGGACGACAGCUUCUUUACCCACGGCGGGGACUCGGUUGGUGCUAUGCGCCUCGCUGCUGCAGCUCGCCAAAGGAACAUUGUCCUCACCGUGGCUAAUAUUUUCAGCGCGCCCAAGCUCGCUGAUAUGGCAAAGACUGCGACAGGAAGUGGCGUCGACGCCGGUACUAACACAGGAGAUAACCGUGACAGCACCAGCCCCAAGGAUGAACCUCUCCCUGGCCCGGUGGAACAAUACUCGUUACUCAAGGACAACGGCUCCAUGACAGCGCAGGAGUUGCGGGACCAUGUGGCCUCCAUUUGCCGCAUUGAUGUCGACUCUGUUGAGGACAUCUACCCCUGCACCCCCCUGCAAGCAGGCCUGGUUGCUGCAUCCCAAAGGCAGCCCGGCGCGUAUGUGGCUGUCAACUUCUACGAGCUGCCUUCCGGGGUGGAUAUCACGCGGUUCAAGCGGGCGUGGCAAGAGGUUGUCAACUCGGAGGCCAUCUUGCGAACGCGGGUCGUAUUUGUUGAGAACAUCGGCUUCUUGCAAGUUGUUGUCCGGGGUGAAAUAAACUGGACCUCGGCCUCAAGCUCCAGCAACAUCCCGGAGAGCCAUCGUCAUUUACCGCCUCACGAUGGCGGUAUCCUUUCUCGAUACACCAUCAUCAACGAGCACAGCCUCCGCCCAACGUUUGGUUGGACUGCGCACCACGCGGUCUACGACGGCUGGAGCUUGCCAUUGCUCCUGAGCCGCGUCGAGGAGCGGUAUCAGCACCCAGAGGCGGCUUUGACCCCAACACCACAUUAUUCUCGCUUCGUGGAGCACCUGUCCGCUCACGAUGCUUCCGCUUCAGACGCCUUCUGGACUGAGAAGCUCGCCGCCCCCAACAUCACCCACUUCCCGCAGCUCCCUCAUCCGGCCUACCGCGUCCAAGCCACCAGCCAAGUCACCCGGCCAGUGCGCUUCACCAAACCCAAGGGAGUCAACCUAACAAUGUCAUCCUUCCUCCGCGCGGCAUGGUCCCUCGUCGUAUCCAUCUACGCCUCCUCCUCCGACAUCGUUUUCGGCGAGAUCCUCAACGGCCGUGACGUCCCUGUCGCUGGGAUCGAAGACCUCGUCGGACCCACGCUAGCCUCUGUCCCGCGGCGCGUCCGCAUCGACCAGGACCUGACCAUCCGGCAACUCCUCGUCGACGUCCAAAACCAACUCAACGACGUCACCCCGCACCAGUUCGCUGGCCUGCAGCGCAUCAAGAGCCUCAGCGUGGCCACCUCGGCCGCGUGCGACUUCAAGAACCUGCUGGCUAUCGACAUGGCCGACGAGGUCGCCGAGACCAGCAGCCUGUGGGGCAACCUGACGGGCGGCGGCACGGCGCAAGGGGCAGAUUUCUUCAGUCUGCCGCUGAAUGUUACGUGUACGCUAGGCCGCGGCGGCAGUGGCGGGGUCGAGGAGAUUGAGAUGCGUGCUAUCUUUGAUGCUGAGGUCGUUCCGAGGUGGCAGGUCAUCCGCAUGUUGGGGCAGUUUGAGGCGGUAUUGGAGAGGUUGUCCGCUCCCGAGAGCCAGGGGGUGAAGGUCGGGGAUGUGGAUCUGCUCAGCCUGGAGGAUAAGGCUGUGAUUCAGGAAUGGAAUAAGACACCUGGCCCGCUGGUGGAGCGGCGGGUUCAUGAUAUGAUCUCGGAGGAGAUGGUUCGUCGGGGUGGUUCCGAGACGGCGGUGGUCGGCUGGGACGCGACCUUGACGAACGGCGAGCUGGAUGCGCUCUCGACGGCACUGGCAGGUGAGCUUUUGGUGAGGGGUGUUGGUGCUAACGGAAGCAGGUUUGUGCCGUUCUGCUUUGAGAAGUCGACGUUCGCCAUCGUGGCAAUGCUUGCUGUGCUCAAGGCCGGCGCUGCGUUUGUUCCUCUCGAUCCGGCACACCCGGUCGGUCGGCUCAGGGAUAUUGUUGGCGACUGCGGGGCUGACGUGGUUCUGUGCUCGCCGAAAUACGAGAGCCUGUGUGCCGAUGUCGUUCCGACGGCCAUUCCCAUCGAUAUGGAGAUGCUGAAGAAACUCGAGAAAAAGUCGACAUCAAUUGUGGCCAUGGAAGGAAAGCCAAAAGGAACAAUCGUCUCUCACACGGCCUUCUGCUCCGGUGCUGCCGCCCAUGGCCCCGCGAUGCUCAUGAUACCCCCUUUCCGAUUCCUGCAGUUCGCAUCCUACACAUUCGACGCCUCCUUGGUUGAGAUUUUGACAACCCUCAUUUUUGGCGGCACCGUGUGCGUUCCUCGGGAAGAGGACCGCACCAACGGCAAUAUCACUACCGUCAUGGAGGAGAUGGGAGUCACCAUGACCCUACUCACGCCCUCGUUUGCCCGCGUCCUCGAGCCUUCAAGCGUGCCGCACCUCAAGACCCUGAUCCUCGGAGGAGAGGCUAUGGCCCAGACCCAUCUCGCCACUUGGGCCGACAAAGUGAGCUUGGUUAACGCCUACGGCCCGAGCGAGUGCGCUGUUGUUGCAACAGUCAACUCCCACAUGCGUCCCUCGUCAAACCCGGCGAACCUAGGAAGAUGCCUUGGCCGCUGCUGGAUCGUUGACCCUCAGAACCACAACCGACUCGCGCCUCUUGGCUCCAUCGGCGAGCUACUUGUUGAAGGUCCCACCUUGUCGGCCGGCUAUCUUAAGAACGAGUUGAAGACCCGAGAGGUCUUCAUUGAAAAUCCUCGUUGGGCCGCGGACACAACCCUGCGCUAUCCGGACAUGCCGUCAGCCACACCGCGUCGCAUGUACAAGACUGGGGAUCUCGUCCGCGUGUGUGACGAUGCCUCAGGCGAGAUGGUCUACAUGGGCCGGAAAGACGCCUCGCAAGCCAAACUCAACGGUCAACGCCUGGAACUUGACGAGAUCGUUCACCACCUCGCUGCUGAUGAUGCCGUCCGCCACGCUGUUGUUGUACUUCCCAAGAGCGGGCCUUGCGUCAAGCGUCUCGUGGCUGUUCUCUCGCUCCGGGCAAUCACUGCUGGUGGUCCCGGCAAGUUUGAGUUGGUGACUUCAGACGAGGCAUCUUCUACUCUGGAGCAAGUGCAGGACCGCCUGAGAGAGAAGGUUCCCGCCUACAUGGUUCCCUCAACCUGGAUCGCCCUUCACAACAUUCCCCUGCUGCCAUCCGGGAAACUUGACCGCAACAGUGUAGCCCGUUUUGUGGAAGGCAUUACCGAAGAGGUACUUGACAAGGCCAACGGCGCCCGCUCCCCUGGUCCGGCACAAGCGACCGAAAGCACCUCCCCACAACAGUCUCUCCCCAUCGACGAGAGACUGAAGUCUAUCUGGAGCCAGGUCCUCAACAUUUCAUUGGAAAGAAUCGGCCGAAAUGUCUCGUUCCUUCACCUCGGAGGCGACAGCAUCACCGCCAUGCAGGUUAUGGCAAAAUGUCGAGCGCAGGGUAUCCGCAUCGCUGUCGCGGAUAUCAUCAGCAGCAAAUCCGUUCACGACCUUGCUCUCAAGGCCCGCGUUCCCAGCACCCAGCAGCAAAUUGCCGCCACCGCGAUUGCUGGUGAGGAUCAGCACGAGUUUGAGCCAUCGCCCAUCCAGCAGUUGUACUUUCAGCUCAUAUACGUGAGCGACAACAAGGAAUCCUCUGUCAAGUCCCACGCCCAGUUCAACCAAAGUGUAUUGCUGCGGCUGGACAAAAACGCGAGCUCCGACCAGCUGGCACGCGGUAUCCAUGCCUUGGUUGAGACACACUCCAUGCUCCGGACACGCUUCCGCCGCGACGGCACGGGUAGCUGGCGCCAACGCAUCACCUCGGACAUCAGUGGAUCGUACCGUUUUAAAACGCACGUUAUUGGAAACGCGAGCCGCAUGGAGAAACGCAUCCAGAAUUCUCAACAGGCACUCAACUUCCAGCAGGGCCCGCUCUUGGCAGCGGACUGGUUCAGCGUUGGAAAAACCAACAGCGAGGUCUACGUCUUCAUCACCAUCCAUCACUUGGCGGUUGAUGUUGUCUCCUGGGGCAUCCUGCUCCAAGACUUGGAGGACUUCCUCGCCAAUGGCAACAUAAAACCUCCGACAUCCCUGUCCUUCCAGACCUGGAUUCGGAAACAAUCCGAGAACGCUCAGGCAGAGAAGAACGGGUCGGCCCUGCUCCCACACCAGGAGGCCUCGGACGCGGACCUGGAAUACUGGGGGAUAGCCGGGAUGACAAAUGUCCACGGCGAUGCGAUUUACGCAACUGGCAUUGAACUCGACAAUGAAACAACAGCCCUGCUUCUAGGCCCGCAAUGCCACGCCGCACUUCAAACCGAGGUACUCGACAUUCUCCUCGCUGCCCUACUCCUGUCCUACCGCAACGCAUCGGGAGGUCGUCGCGGAGUGCCCACCAUCUACAACGAAGGCCACGGUCGUGAGGUCUGGGACGAUGCCAUGGACCUAUCCCGCACCGUGGGGUGGUUCACCACGCUGUAUCCAGUUCAUCUCCCGGACGAAUCGUCUUCUGAUGAUGAAAUUGUCAGCGCCAUCCGAUGGGUCAAGGAUUACCGAAAGCGCCUGACCGGAAAAGGACGCCCCUACUUUGCCUACCGUCUUCUCACAUCCGAAGGACAUGAGAAGUAUGACGGUGGUUGGCCAGUCGAGGUUGCCUUCAACUACCUCGGUCAGAUGCAACAGCUCAGCCGGGCCGACACCUUUCUCCAAUCCGUUGAUAACGGCCAAGGUAUCAACACAUCAUCCGACGUCGGUAAGGACGUGCCCCGCUUGGCGCUGGUCGAAGUCUCGGCUGUUGUUGUUGGCGGGAGGAUGACACUGUCCUUUGCCUACAACAAGCACAUGAAGCACCAGGACUCACUUGGCAGAUGGGUCAAGGAAUGCCAGUCUCUUCUGCAGGACGUUCCCCGGAGGUUGAUGCAGCACACGCCUGAGAAGACUCUCAGCGCGUUCCCGCUACUCCCUCUUGCAUAUUACGGCCUGGAGAAUCUCGACCAGAGACUCCAGGAACUUGGCGUCAAGCUGCAAGAUAUUGAAGAUGUCUAUCCCUGCUCUCCCAUGCAGCGUGGCCUGCUUCUCAGCCAAAUCAAAGACCCGGAAAAGUAUGGCUACAAGGCCACCUUCCAGGUUGAGUCUCCCAAAGCAGGGAAGGUCGACCCGGAGCAGUUGUGUAACGCAUGGCAAUCCGUGGUCCGUCGUCAUGCGACCUUGAGGACCAUCUUUGUCGACAGCGUGGGUGGCGAAGGUCUGAUGGACCAGGUGGUCCUCCGCGACGCCCCAGGCCGAGUCCUGAUACUCAAGUGUGAGACGGAUGAUGAUGCCGUGCACACGCUGCAGACGAUGAGCUGCAUUAACUACAACGAAAAGAAGCCACCACACCGUCUCUCGAUCUGCGAAGCCAACACCGGACAUGUCUUUUGCCGUCUCGAUAUCAGCCACGCCAUCUCGGAUGGCUCUUCAAUGCCGAUCAUCCUCGACGACUUGACCUCCGCCUACGGUCAGGACAUGAGCAGCAAACCUGUGCCGCUGUACCGCGAUUACAUUGCCUACACCCAGUCGCAGCCCCGGAGCGAGAGCAUUCGAUACUGGAAAGAUUACUUGAGCGGUGCCGAGCCUUGUCUGUUCCCCGUGCUCUGCGAUGGAGAGCCAGAAACGGAGUCAUCGCUUGGUGCACAUGCCAUUACUCUCAACGGUAUUGCCGCGAUCAACGACUACUGCAUGAACUCCGGCAUCACCUUGUCCACCCUACUCCAGUUCGUGUGGGCGCUGGUUAUCCGGUCGUACACGGGCUCUGACGAGGUUCUGUUCGGCUACCUCGCCUCAGGUCGGGACGUUCCCGUUGCCAACAUCGAGCACGCCGUGGGCGCCUUCAUCAACAUGCUCGUCUGCCGGCUCCAAAUCCCGGCCAACCUCGAGGUUGGCGAAGCACUUGACACGAUGCAGACGGACCUUGCAGAUGCCAUGGCCCACCAAAGCUGCUCCCUGGCCGAGAUGCAACACGAGAUGAAGACUUCGGGCGCGAUGCUGUUCAACACCGGUUUCACAUACCAGAAGCGCGCCGAAAUUGACCAAGGUCAAGCACAGCAAUCCUCGCCGUCCGCGCUGCGAUAUCGUGUCCUAGAUGCCGAGGAUCCGAGCGAGUACGGGGUCGCGGUUAACGUCGAAGCGACCAACAAGACUGUCGAAGUCCACUUCAGCUACUGGAAGAACGUCGUUUCAGACGCACAAAUUAAGAACGUUGCAGCCACCUUUGAGCAGGCUUUGCAGGACCUGGUCGCUGAUGGAGCGGAGGACCGUACCGUCGGAGAAUUGGACCUCGUGGGCCACGCUGGGAUUGAACAAAUCAUCGCCUGGAACGACUACGAACUGCCCCGCGUCGAGCAGUGCGCGCACAAUAUCAUUGAGCAGCACGCUCUUCUCCGUCCGGCCUCAACUCCCGCAGUGUGCGGCUGGGACGCGUCGUUUACCUACCGUGAACUGGAUGAAUCGGCUACCAUUCUGGCCCGCCACUUGGUGGCCCAGGGUGGUGUUGGGCCUGAAGUAUUCGUUCCAUUAUGCUUCGAGAAGUCGGCCUGGACUAUUGUCGCACAGCUUGCUGUUCUGAAGGCCGGUGGUGCCUUUGUGAACCUCGACCCCAGCCAUCCCAGCAGCCGGCUUGAAAGUCUCAUCCAAGAUGUCGGCGCCAAUAUCGUGCUCUGCGCGCCGAAACACAAAGCAAAGAUGGAUGAGAUUGCAACUAACGUGUUUGUCCUCGACGCUGAAUCCAUUCGGACGCUCAGCGAGGCGGCGCCUUCAAACGUCGCGCCCUUCGCCUCGACUGCAAAGCCAUCUAACCCAGCCUACAUCAUCUUUACUUCCGGAACAACAGGCAAGCCCAAGGGUACUGUCAUCGAACAUGGCGCCUUCUGUACCGGCGCAACCGCGCACGCCAAAGCCAUGUUCAUGCAUUCCGACUCUCGCGUCUUGCAGUUCGCCUCAUACACCUUCGACGCCAGCAUCAUGGAGACCCUGUCGUGCCUCCUGGUUGGUGGGUGUGUCUGUGUCCCGUCGGACGAGGACCGGAUGAACGACGUUUCUGCCGUCAUCCAGAAUAUGGGCGUCACCUGGACGCUGCUCACGCCCUCUGUGGCAAGCACCGUCAAGCCCGAAAGUGUCCAAUGCCUCAAGACCCUCGUCACUGGUGGAGAAGCCAUGGCCGCUGGUCACAUCGCUCGCUGGGGCACUCAGUGCGCACUCGUCAACGCUUACGGGCCCACCGAGUGUUCGGUGGUAGCAACCACUAGCACCAAGGUCGAUGAGUCGCACCGUGUUUGCAACGCUGACCGCUCCAACAUUGGCACUGCCGUUGGAGGCCGCGUCUGGGUUGUCGACGCGCAGAACCCCGACCAGCUCGUCCCAGUUGGUGCAGUUGGUGAGUUGGUGGUCGAAGGACGACUGGUAGCACGUGGCUAUCUCAACAACAAGGAACAGACCGACAAAGUCUUUAUCCGCUCACCGGAGUGGACACAACACCCAAACUUCCCGAAGUCUAUGGGGCUCAACGAGGAGAAGAUGUACCGAACGGGCGAUCUCGUGCGCUACAACUCGAACGGGUCUAUCUCAUACAUUUCCCGCAAGGAUACGCAGAUCAAGUUGAACGGCAGACGCAUUGAGCUCGGCGAAAUCGAGUUCCACUGCCGAGCCGGUCUCCCAGAUGACGCACAGUCAGCCGUCGAGGUGGUGUUGCCGGCCACCAGCCGCGCCGCAUCCAAGGCCCUCGCCGUCUUCUUCACCCUUCCCAGCAACGCACCCUCCACGCCGGCCUUUUCCCUUUUGCCCGUCAACGAAUCCAUCCGCAAACUCGCCGCGGCAAUGGAAAGCCAUCUCUCUGGAAACCUCCCCUCUUACAUGGUCCCCCAACUCUUUGUCCCCGUCUCCACCAUGCCCUGGACAACCGCAGGCAAGCUCGACCGCAGACAACUCCGCCAGGCCCUCGAAGCAGCCAGCCGCGAGAUGGUAUCCGGGUACCGACUCUCCGCUGCCGCUGCCGCUGCCGCCGCCGCCAAGAACCAGGGCCCGGCGACAGCAACGGAGAAGAAGCUGCAGGGUCUGUGGGAGGCUGUGCUUGGCCUCCCCGCGGGCUCGGUCGGGCCUGGGGAUAGCUUCUUCCGCGUUGGUGGUGACUCACUGUCGGCCAUGCGUCUGGUUGGCGCAGCGCGCGCCCACAAGAUCGUGCUCAGUGUGUUGGACGUCUUUCAGAAGCCCGUCUUGACGGACAUGGCGCGCGCCUGUGGUGUUGCGGAGGUGGUGGUUGACCCCGUGCCGGAGCUGAAGCCGUUUGACCUAACGUCGCGCUCCCGAUCGGCGCACGAUGAGCUCGUCGAUGAGGUUGUUUCUCAAUGCAAGAUCUCAGGGGACCAGAUUAACGACAUGUACCCCUGCAGCCCGCUCCAGGAGGGUCUUGUCACCCUCGCCAAAGCACAAGCGGGCGCAUACGUCGCGGUGAACACCUUGAGGCUUCCGAGCCAUGUUGACUUGGACCAGUUCAAGGCGGCUUGGCAGGCGGUUGUCGACGAGACUGAUAUUCUGCGCACACGAAUUGUGCACACCGCCACGUCAGGCUUCAUGCAAGUUGUUGUCGCGCCGGAGCCGAUCCAGUGGCACGAUGAGCUGUCAUUGAAGGAAGCGGUCCUCAGGGGACAAGCGCUCGGCUCGCAGACUGGAGGCGCACUCGCCAGGUAUGCCAUUGUCAACGGCCCUGAAGGUCGUCUCUUCGUCUGGGGCAUUCACCACGCUCUCUACGACGGAUGGAGCUUGCGCCUCCUUGCGAGACGAGUUCAGGACGUGUACAACAACAUUGCCUCUGUGCCCCCAAAGGCUAUCGCAACUACUCGCGCCUCCUACGCCAACUUCAUCCGGUACCUCGCGGGUAGGGAUAUAAUCGCCUCCGAGACAUUCUGGAAGGAGUCCCUGGACGGCGCCUCCGCCAUCGCACACUUCCCGCAACUCCCGGCCACCACUGCGAAUAAGACUGAGACUCCGAACUUCAGAUCAGAGACCCGCCGGGUUGACAUCCACCGCCGGGGUGCCCUGAGCGACAUCACCGUCCCCACCCUAAUCCGGGCAACAUGGGCCAUUCUCCAGGCAGCCUACACCGGAAUGGACGAUGUUGUCUUUGGAGAGACACUAGCGGGCCGCAACAUUGACGUCCCUGGUGUUGUCGAAAUGGCUGGGCCGACCUUUACCACCAUUCCAACGAGAGUACGACUGGAUCGUGACAUGCGUCUAGGUGAUUUCCUGCAGCGACUGCACACCAUGGCAAGCCAAGUCGUCCCUCACCAGCAUCUGGGUCUUCAGCACAUCAAGAGACUCAACUCGGAUUGCUCAGGCGCCUGCGACUUCCAAACCCUACUUGUGAUCCAGGCCGCCUCACCCACUUCGGGCCAAGAGGGAUCCCAGGAAGCCGAUUGGGACUUCCAAGGAGGUUCCUCAACUGACAGCUUCUUCACCCAUCCGCUCGUGGUGGAAUGCUCCACCACUGAGACGAGCAUCGAGGCCACCUUCCACUACAACGAGAAAGUGCUGUCUUCAUGGCAAACAAAGCGCCUUGUUUACCAGUUCGACGCCGUCCUGAAGCGUCUGCUCGAGAAAUCCGCAAACAAGGACGCCACUUUGGCCGAGAUCCCAGCCAUCAGCCCCGAAGACCAGUCUCUCAUCGCAAGGUGGAACCGCGCCAACAUGCAAGAGACAGUCGACUCGUGCAUUCACCAUCUUUUCCUGGCCCGGGCGGCUGAACAACCCGAACGGGUUGGCGUCAGCGCCUGGGAUGCCGAGCUGACAUACGGCGAGAUCCGUGAAUAUGCGUCUCGUCUUGCGCUCCACCUCAACCAGCAUGGCGUUAAGGAAGAGACUCUGGUACCCGUUUGUCUCGAACGCUCGGCUUGGUCGAUCGUUAUCCUAAUAGGCAUCUUCAUGGCUGGUGGCGCAUUCAUCCCGCUCGAUCCAGCUCACCCCGUCAACCGACAAAAGGAGGUUUUGGAGACCAUCGAACCUGCUCUGAUGGUUUGCAGUCCCGAAUACGCCUCUCGAUUUGUUGGCCUUGUCAACACGCGUAUCUCCGUUGAUGGCACCAUGCUCCGCAGCCUUCCUCCAUCUCACGGUCAAACGCCUGCUAUUGUCACCAAUCCUGGUAACACGGCCUAUGUGCUCUUCACAUCUGGCAGCACAGGCCGUCCCAAGGGCGUUGUGGUGGCUCAUCGCGACUUCUGCAGCAGCUCGGCCGCCUUCACUCGCGUGUGCAACAUGAACGCAUCCUCGCGCGUCUUCCACUUUGCCUCCCUAACAUUCGAUGCCGCACUCCUGGAAGUGGUGACACCGCUCACAAUCGGUGCUUGCAUCUGCGUCCCCACGGCACACGACCGACUCCACAAUCUGGGAGCGGCCAUGGCUCGCCUGCGCGCCACAUGGGCUUUCCUCACGCCGUCCGUCGCCAACCUCCUCAACCCCGACCUCGUCUGCCCGACAUUCAAGACCCUGGUCUGCGGCGGCGAGGCCAUGCUCGCCGAGACCAUCCAACGCUGGGCAGACCGCGUUGAGCUCAUGAACGGCUACGGGCCCACCGAGACCUGCGUCUUUGCCGUCAUCAACCCGAAUGUUUCCAAGGAAAAGGACCACACCACCAUCGGCCGCGGCACCCCCGCCGCACGGCUGUGGGUCGUCGACCCCAACGAGGGCUGCAACGACCGCCUUGCGCCCGUCGGUGCCAUCGGCGAGCUGGCCAUCAGCGGACCCCUCAUGUCCCGCGGCUACCUCGGCGACGCCGAGAAGACCGCCAAGGUCUUCGUCGACAACCCCGGCUGGGCCAAGAGAGAACUCCUUGCCGGCGCCGCCCCGCCCACGCGCAUCUACCGCACCGGUGAUCUCGUGCGGUACCGCGCCGACGGCGCCAUCGAAUUCUUUGGUCGUAGGGACGGCCAGGUCAAGGUCAAUGGCCAGCGCAUCGAGCUCGGCGAUAUCGAGAGCCAUUUGUCGGCGGACCGGCAUGUGCGUCUUGGUGCUGUGGUCCAGCCGAAGAAGGGGCCGUGCAAGAAGCAGCUUGUUGGUGUUGUCACUUUGGAGAGUGCGCAUCGUCCUGCGGGGGCUUCUGAUGGUUGCGCGCCCCUGAGUGGUUCAAAGGAGGAGAUGGCCCGAGCCCGUUCCGAUAUUGCUGAUAUCCGGGCUCGUCUGGCCGAGUUGCUCCCGCAUUACAUGGUUCCGGCCGCGUGGAUCGUGCUCGAGACCAUGCCUGUUGUUGUGUCGGGCAAACUGGACCGGCGGAGAGUGGCUGGGUGGGUUGAGGGGCUCGAGGUCGCCGAGUACGAGCGUAUUGCUCUGAGCCUUGGCAUCAGUGAAGGGGGUGAAGGUGAAGAAGAGGAGGUGGAUAUGACUGGACCUGUCAAGACACUGAGGGAGAUUUGGGCGAAGGAACUGAACAUGCCUGUGGAGCGUGUCAAACUCAAUCAACCCUUCCUUGGUCUCGGUGGAGACAGUAUCAGGGCCAUGGGUGUUGUCUCGCGGGCUCGCAACGCAAAGAUCAAGCUGUCCAUUCAGGACGUGCUCCGGUGCAAGUCCAUCGUCCACCUUACGCAGUUGGCCAAGAGCCUUCCUUCGUCCUCCUCCGCAACCAUCCGCGAGGAGGAAACCGAACAGCCUUUCGCAUUGUCCCCCGUUCAGACCAUGUAUAUGAAAUCGGCCGUUAAGCAUGCCGGCGACGCUCGCUUCAACCAAAGCUGUACGCUGGGUGUUCCCCGCCAGGUCACCAACGACGCGAUCAAGAAGGCUAUCAAUUCCAUUGUCGAACGGCACGCCAUGCUUCGGGCGCGCUUUUCCAGGAUGCAAGAUGGCAGAUGGGAACAACGCAUCUCAAAGAUGGGUCCUACAACCUACACCUGCCUGGAGCAUCAACUGCACUCUCGCGAUAAUAUGAAAUUCAUUGUUGCAGCAGCACAAGCCAGCCUGUCUGUCGAACACGGCCCUGUGUUCAGGGCCGACUUGUUCGACGUGGCUGAUGAAGAUCUCACCAUCAUCUCCAUGGUUGCUCACCAUCUCUGCGUCGAUAUGGUUUCCUGGCGCAUCGUUGUGCAGGACCUCGGCCAGAUCUUGGAGACUGGUUCUCUUCCAUCUGAGAUGCCUCUAUCUUUCCGGUACUGGUGCGCCCACCAGUCCGCGGACAACAAAACAGCCGAUGUUGAGACUCUGCUCCCGUUCAAGGAGAUGUCGCCUGAGCUGGGCUACUGGAACACUCAAGGACCACUCACAUAUGGCAGAACGACCACCGAUAUCUUCACACUUGAAGCUGAUACGACAAAGCUUGCUCUGGAAGAGUCCCACCAAGCCUUCAGGUCAGAGCCUGUCGACUUAUUCCUGGCGGCCAUUACCCACGCCUUUGCGAGGACAUUCCCAGACAGGGGUGUGCCGACACUGCACGUUGAGAGCCACGGCCGCGAGGCUCCCGAGGGCUCCAACCUUGACUUGUCACAGACAGUCGGUUGGUUCACCACAAUCUGCCCCGUGGCUGUCCCUGACCACGGCCGCCACCAUAAUGCGCUCGACACCCUGCGACGGAUCAAGGAUGUACGCCGCAGUAUCCCAGGUCACGGCAGACCUUACUUCGCUCACAAGUACCUCGGACUGGCUGCUGAUGACGCAUGGUCUCCUAUGGAGGUCCUGUUCAAUUACCUCGGCGGCGGGGUGGGCGCCCAGCAAACUGAGCAAGACGACUCCCUUGUUCGCCAGGUCAGCCUCGAGGACACCGACCUGAGCACCGCAGAUGUUGGAUCCGAGACGAGGAGGUUGGCUCUCUUUGAGAUCUCCGCCAUGGUGGUCGACAACAAGCUGCACUUCAGCUUUGUAUACGACACCAGCCUCGGCCGUGUGGGAGAUGUUCGCAAAUGGAUCGCCGCUUUCCGACACACUCUUGAGGACAUGACCAGGACUCUCUCGCAACACGCUGCUGAGCCGACUCUGAGCGAUUAUCCGCUCCUGCCAAUGACCUACCACUCCCUCCGCACCCUUACCGAGGUUGCCCUCCCUCGCGUCGGUAUUGACCGGGCCUCCGCUUUCUCCCUGAUCGAGAACAUCUAUCCGUGCACUCCGAUCCAAGAGGGUAUGCUGAUCAGCCAACUGCGCAACCCGGAGGCUUACAUCUUCCACGCUGUCUACAAUCUUGCGCACUCGAAUCCCAGCCAUCGCCUCGACGCCGAGAAACUUGCACGGGCGUGGCAGAAGGUAGUUGACCGUCACGCCGCCCUCAGAACCAUUUUCAUCGAGAGCGUUCGCCGCGGCGGCGUCUUUGACCAAGUUGUCCUGAAGAAGGUGGACUGUGGAGCCGUCAUUCUCAACGGCAGCGACCAAGACGCGAUGAAAAAGCUCAACCAAGUCACCCUUGCCAAAGCCAAGCGGCCACAGCUCGCCCAUCAGCUUGCUCUGUGCACGACGAGCAGUGGGAAGCUCCUCAUGAAGCUCGAAAUCAACCACGCCGCUAUGGAUGGCGGCUCCCUUGCUAUCAUACUCGAGGAACUGACAUCUGGUUACAUGGGCGGUCUCACCAGUGGCCCCGGUCCUUUGUUCAGCGACUAUGUCCAGUACAUCUGUGACAUGCCUGCAGGAGAGGACAGCGACUAUUGGAUGCGUUAUCUGAAGGGCCUCGAGCCAUGCUACUUCCCGAACCUCAACAGCAGCACCAUUACCCUGGUCUCCGAGAACAGAAAGUUGCGCUCGACGGCCCUCGAGUUCAACCGCUACACCGAGCUCCGUCAGCUUUCCGAGCGGACGCAGGUCACCCUCGCCAACAUCAUGCACGCAGCCUGGGCUUUUGUGCUGCGCAAAUACACUGCGUCUGAUGAUGUCUGCUUCGGCUACCUCACCGCAGGCCGCGACGCACCGGUUGAGAACAUUAGCCGCACGGUUGGUACGCUUAUCAAUAUGCUCUGCUGUCGGGUUCGGAUCUCCAAGUCGAAAUCACUCGAGGAUGUCUUCAUGAUGGCGCAGGAGGAACACCUCCAAAGCAUCCAAUUCCAGCAUUGCUCCCUGGCCCGUGUGCAACACGACUUGGGCAUGGCGGGAAAGCCGAUGUACAACACCUCGGUUUCGAUCCAGAAUCAUGGUGAGGCUGAAGAGGGAGGUGGCCAAGACACCAUUCUGUUUAAUAUGGAGAAGGGUCAUGAUCCCAGCGAGUACGCCCUCACGGUCAACAUCGAAACUUCGAAGAAUAGCGAGGGUGUCAUCUUCCGAUACUGGUCUGACCAUAUCACCGACGAACAAGCCCAGGAAGUGGCCCGUUUCAUGGCCCAAGUCCUGGAUGCUUUCAUCACGCAACCGAAGCAAGCCGUUAGGGACCUGGAUGCGGCACUCAGCGGCAAGAAGAAUACUAUCCAGCCGACCGAGGACCUCGUGGUCGAGCAGAUGGAAGAUUCGGGCAUCAUGACGCCGAGAAGCAUAAUCUCGUCAUCCUCCGGCCAUCUCCCCAUGACGCCAAACAAUGAGCUGGCUGACCAAGGUGCCUACGAAAAGACACUUCUCUCCUUGUGGGGAACUCUCCUCGACCUUCCUGAGGAUACUAUUGCUGGGCAUGACAGUUUCUUCGACCUCGGAGGAGACAGCAUCACAGCCAUGAAGCUCGCAGGUGAGGCCAGGGAUCACGGCCUAUCACUCACCGUUGCCGAUGUCUUCCGAAACCCAUGCUUCGACGGCAUGGUCGCCCGGGUGCGCACCACGACAGAUCUACACGCCAUUGGCAGCGACCUUGUCAAGAGCAACAGUGGGACCAUGACUCCGCAAUCCAGCAAUGGCGAUUCCUACGAACGGUUUUCGCUCUUGGCGGCGUCAAACGUCGACGCCUUCCUCCAAGCCAGCAUCGUGCCCCAGGUCUGUGUUUUCAGGGGCGGGAUUUCGGACGUCCUCCCCGCCACAGACUUCCAAUCUCUGUCCGUCGCCGGGGCACUCCUCGAAUCCAGAUGGAUGCUGAACUACUUCUACCUCGACGGCAAGGGGCCUCUGAACGUCGUCCACCUCAAACGGGCUUGCUUCCGAGUAGUGCAGGCCCUGGACAUUCUGCGUACUCGUCUUUGUACCUUCGGGCGGUCGCUUCCUGCAGCACCGACACAGGCUGUACUUCGCAUUUCACACGCGCAGUACGACGGCGUGUGCUUCCCCAAGAUUCUUGCCGCCCUUCCAAGCUGGCCUAACAGGGGCGAGGCUGUUCCCCGCCCCCCUACCUUUGCCAAUUAUCUCCGUGCUUCCGCCGGUGCCCUGACCUCGGAACACUACCAGCACUGGAAACAGCUCCUCGCUGGGUCUUCCAUGACCGAGAUCGUGCGCCGCGAUGGGCCCAACUACAACAGAAACUCUGCAGGCACGACUCCCACCUGCCUCAAGAGCACAGCCCGCCUGCCACCCGUCGAGUCCGGCCAUAUCACCACCGCCACCAUCGUCAAGGCCGCGUGGGCAUACGUACUGGCACAAGUCUCGGCCAGCUCCGACAUCGUCUUCGGCCACACCAUCAGCGGGCGCAACGCCGCGGUCGAGGGCGUCGGCAACAUGGUCGGACCCUGUCUCAACCUCGUGCCGGUGCGCGUACAGUUCGGCAGUGGGCCGGACUGGACAGCCCGCCAACUCCUCCGCCAGGUCCAGGACCAACAAGUCGCCAACAUGUCGCACGAGGUGCUGGGCUUCCGCGAGAUCAUCCGCCACUGCACCUCGUGGCCGCGCUGGACCUACUUCGCGUCGACGGUCCAACACCAAAACAUCGACCAGGGCGGCCAAAUGCAGCUGGGCGCCACAGACUACACGGUCGGAUGCGCGUCGAUGGGACAAGAGGACUUCGGCGACCUUUCCGUCCUAUCGCAGCCGCUCGCCGACAACGACACGUACGAAAUCAUGCUGAGCUUUGCCGAAGGCGGUGCCGUGCCGCGCGACUUUGCCGAGCGCAUGCUCGACAUGCUGUGCAGCACAGCGCAGCUCUUUGCCACAGACCCGGACCUUGCUCUCCCGUCCGCCGCCGACCUCUGUGGCAGGCGAAAGCAGAUACCAUUUGACGACGUCCCGGCCUUUUCGGACACCGAAAACAACAACUUGAACAAUACCAACCUGGGAUCGACAACUCCCGGCCUCAAACACCUCAGCGACGAGCAGCUCGCCGAUCUCAACACAGCAGUCAGCUCCGCCUGGCGACAGGUCCUCAACCUCGAAGACCCCGACCAACAAGGGGUAACAAUAACAACAACAACUGAAACACCCACCGCCGCCCACCCCUUCCACCGAAACACCUCCUUUUUCUCCCUCGGCGGCGACAUCAUCGGCCUCGCCCAACUCGCCUGGCUCUUCGGCCAGCAACAGCCGGCCUGGCGCCCGAGCAACACCGCCACCGCUGCUGCGCCGCGCCUCGAGGAGCUGGUCGACAACCCCACCGUCGGCGGGCACAUGGCGCUGCUGGCGCGGGGGAUGCCGCCUGCGGUGGGGGCGGUGCUGCCGGCUUCGCCGGUGGUGGGGGCGGAGGAGAUGCGGAAGGCGGCGACGUUCCCCAUUGUGGGUGGGCGGAGGAGGGAGAGUGCGGGUGUUGGUAAUGUUGCGGGUGGGGGCGGCGGUGGGAAGGGGGAGGGGCAGUCCAAGUUGGCGAAGGCGUUGGGUGGGCUGGUGAAGAGGAGGUUUACGGGUGGGGGCGGGAAGAAGAAGGGCGCUGACGGGGUGGUGGAGAUUGUUGCUUAG
Messenger RNA from Chaetomium globosum CBS 148.51, 23490 nucleotides. RefSeq lists its product as uncharacterized. The record is from RefSeq and is a predicted model, not a curated record. Lineage: Eukaryota; Fungi; Ascomycota; Sordariomycetes; Sordariales; Chaetomiaceae. Gene Ontology annotation, molecular function: catalytic activity; phosphopantetheine binding. Bases 1 to 23490 code for a protein of 7829 amino acids. The transcript is spliced from 10 exons.